CUUACCCGCUGUGCCAUUUCCUUAACAGGUUCUCGGCAUCGUAAUGUUUACAAGAAGAACGGAUUUACGAUUAUCGAUGGCUAUCGCUUUGUGAUCGGCACUACUAACUUGCGUCGAACGUACUUGAAGUGUGCCAACUUCCGGAGCAAUUGUCGGGCCCGGGCCAUUGUGAAUAGGGACACAAACAAAGUGCGGAUGAGGCACGAAGGCCACAAUCACAGCCGCAAGGAUGUGGUGAGCGGACGUAACUCUAAGAAGUAG
This is a messenger RNA of Drosophila gunungcola (fruit fly), 261 nucleotides long. RefSeq lists its product as uncharacterized. NCBI's taxonomy places the organism in Eukaryota, Metazoa, Arthropoda, Insecta, Diptera, Drosophilidae. The record is from RefSeq and is a predicted model, not a curated record. The annotation marks the transcript as partial. The transcript has a single exon.